AUGGCCGCCGCGAGAUCGUUAUAAAUAUUCAUGAUUUUGAAGAGUGAUUCGGAAACUAGAGAAGCAUCUCUUAAAUGGAAUGAUAAUUCAUAAUGACAAGUAGACGUUUGAAGAAUCGUAUAAUUUUAUGUUGAUACCCUGAGGAGAAUGUUUUCGAACGCUUCGAGGAAUCGGUGAACGAUGUUAAACGUUACUCACCAGCUUAGGAAGAAGCUCUUUCUGGGAGAAAUCGAUGAUAAAACCGACAAGGUAAAAGAUAGAAGUAGCUCGAAAACGAACGAGAUGCAGACUUCUGGACUAGCAGAAGACAAUUCACCAAUAAACAAGCGAAAGUCUUUGCCGGCUGUGCCAUCUCCAGAGGAAGAAAAGUCGAUGAAUUUAUCGGUUGCAAAGCAGAGAUCACCAACAGCUAAUCCUACUCAGGUGAAGGCGUAUGGGCCAUAUUUCCUCGAGUACACGCUAAUGGCGGAAUACAAUCAGCUUAGAAGUCAAAGACUCCCAGGUGUUUAUGUCCUUCCAGCUGCUAAGUCUCCUCUCAUAUGGUUUGGAGUUAUUUUUAUCAGGAUGGGCUCUUACCAAGAUGGUAUAUUCAAGUUUGUCAUGAAAAUUCCAGAAAAUUUCCCAGAUGGAGACUGUCCUAGUGUUGUAUUCAAGCCCCCAGUUUUUCAUCCUGUUGUAAAUUUGGAGACUGGAGAAUUAGAUGUUAAGCGAGCUUUUCCAAAGUGGAGGAGAAACAUAAAUCACUUGUGUCAAGUGUUGCUGUAUGCUAGAAGGAUAUUUUAUAAAAUUGAUUUGAAGAAUCCACUUAAUCCUGAAGCUGCCAACUUGUAUGAAAAUGAUAGAGAUAAUUUCAAACAAAAAGUUAACAUGUCACUGAGAGCUUGCCUUAAUGAGCUUCAUUUACCUCUAGCAGAUGACCCUCAUGCAAUUAGGUUUGUUGAACUUAGCCCCGACCAGCAUGAUGAGAUAAAGAAUCAAAUUAUUGAUAUUCAGAGUAAACCAGAAAGUCUUCCUACAGCCAAUGCACACAAGUCUGGUUUAUCAUGGAUGAAGAAAGGUUCCAAUCAAAUUUUUAGCAAGCAGGAGAGCUAGCACAAUGAUGUAGUCUACCAGAUGGAAAUAUGUAAAUAACCAGACAAACACACACUGUACAGGAGUUCCAGAUUUUUUUUAUGUUUCUGGGUUUUCAUAGGAAAAACAGAAGAUGGAUUAAAGAGUGUAUAAGAAUAGAAUUAUUUGAACUCUUAACAGUGCCUUGGGAAAAAUACUUGCAACUUGAUUAAAAAAGAUCAACAUUUUCUUCACAGCUAUUUUUAGUGAAAACUGACUUAAAUAGUUCAAAGCAAGUCUUGUGACUUCCAGUCUCUGCUGUUACUAGUAAAUCUCUUGCAUUGAGGUUAUCUUUUCACUUGAAGUCUUUCACAUUAGUGGUCAAUGGUCUGGGUGUAUGUCUAGAGGUCAUUUUGACAGUAGGUGAUUGGUUUUAUUGUGUUUCAUGUCCAAAGGGAAUAAUUCAAUGAUUAUUGUAAGUAAUAAUUAAAAGUUAUAAAUUUAGUCACAAGGAGAUGAAAGUUGAGGUUGAUUAAGUGACAUUCAAAGAAAACCAUCUUUUGUGGAUUAGACAUUGAUGUUGGACAUCCACUGUGUUUCAAUGUUGUGAAUUUGCUAGUGAGCACAGGUAUGACAAACUUAGAUCACAUUCAAACACAAAGUAAAGAUUAUCAUGACUUCCAAAAAAAGUUGGAUAAGGUUGCCUGAAUCUCUUGUAUCAGGUUAUGGUAGCUUUGACCAGUGAUAGGAUGUUCCUUUUUUGAUAAACCACAAGUAAUGAGCCUGUGAAUUUCUGGUAGUAAAAGCAAACAAUGAAGUGAACCUCUGACUGCAGCCCUCAUUGCUGUUCAUGAGCUCAAAUGAGGGUUGUUGUUUUUUUUUUUAAGUGCUCUUUUUCAUCCCAACGAAGUAACUUUUCUUUAAACUAGAAGUGCAGACUAAGAACAGGUCAUAUUUAUAUUUUUCAUAUUUGCAAAAAUCCCUCAAGGCACAAAGUUAUUGUAAAUUGUAACUUUGAAUCCAUUUCUCUUUCCUGGCCACUCCUGGCUUAUAUUUAAUAAAUGGAAAAUGGAAAUUCAAGGGUUAGUUCACAGGAAGGAGUAAUUUAGUUUUUAAUGUCUUACUUUGAGUCUUUGGAGAAGAAAUAUGAGUAACUGCCACAUUUGAAAAUCAAAAGGUCCAGCAAGCAGGCCCAGCAAGCAAUUAUAUGAUCAGUUUUUCAUUGUGACAUUAAUGGCAACGUAUCAUUUAAGAAAUAACAAAAACUGUAAUUUUUAUCUCUGUAAUAUACUGAAAUUAUGAAUAAAAUUAAAUGAAUUUGUGUAUGGCCAUUGCUUUUGCAGAGGUUUCAACUUAAGAGUCCGAUAAUUCAACUUUUCUGUUUUUCCUUCUCAUGAAAAUAUUAA
This is a messenger RNA of Pocillopora verrucosa, 2456 nucleotides long. Its product is annotated as protein AKTIP homolog. The record is from RefSeq and is a predicted model, not a curated record. Lineage: Eukaryota; Metazoa; Cnidaria; Anthozoa; Scleractinia; Pocilloporidae.